This is a messenger RNA of Hyphopichia burtonii NRRL Y-1933, 2505 nucleotides long. It is a transcript of the gene CTN3, whose product is annotated as carnitine O-acetyltransferase. Gene Ontology annotation, biological process: carnitine metabolic process. NCBI's taxonomy places the organism in Eukaryota, Fungi, Ascomycota, Pichiomycetes, Serinales, Debaryomycetaceae. The transcript has a single exon. Gene Ontology annotation, cellular component: cytosol. The record is from RefSeq and is a predicted model, not a curated record. The coding region runs from base 1 to 2505 and encodes 834 amino acids. Gene Ontology annotation, molecular function: carnitine O-acetyltransferase activity.
AUGAGUUCCACAUACAAGUACGAGCAGGACUUGCCAUGCUUGCCUGUGCCUUCAUUGGAGGCCACGACACAACGAUUACUUUGUGCGCUUCAGCCAUUGAUUACCCCAGAUGAGUAUCUUGAUUUGGUUCAAGAGAUGAACGAAUUUGCUAACGAUGACACGAUCUUGUUGAUUCAAAAGCAUUUGGAGGCAGUUUAUGAAAGCAAUCCCGAGUUGACGUGCUACUUAUCGUCGAUCAAUGACGAAACAAACCCGGGGAUUUAUGGAGAGCUUCGAGGAGAUAUUUUACCAAGGAACCCAUAUUUGAUAUUGGAGGAAGAUCCAUAUUCCAAGACGAUAAAUCCACCAAAUCAAGCACAAAGGGCUGCUAGUUUGAUCAAUUCGUCGCUUAAGUUUAUUGUGAGUCUUCGAAACGAAACUUUGAAACCGGACUUAACUCCCAAAAACAAUACUCCUUUAACCAUGAAUUGUUAUCGUAAUUUAUUUGGUACCACUAGAGUUCCCGGAGAAUCCAAAUCUCAAAUCAAUAGUAUUUCGAUUAAAAAAUCACCUCUGUACAAUGAAUCCCGUCAUAUUAUUGUUAUCUGUAAUAAUCAAUUCUAUCAAUUGGAAGUUCUUACCAGGAUUGAGGAUCAAACUAAUAAUUCAAAUCACAAUAUUUGGUUUAAUGAUUUUGAAUUGAGUGUAAUUUUGAAUUCAAUUAUCGAAGAAAGUGAUAAGGUCGAUAACAUUGAUUCAAUUAAUAACUCAAUUGGGUCAAUCACCACUCAAUCUUACUCUCAGUGGAAAAUAGGUAGAUUGGAAUUACAAAAAGCAAGUAAAGGAAAUUUGGAAAUUAUCGAUAAUGCGUUGUUCGUGGUUAUCCUUGAUAAUAAGAAUUCUCCAACCGAUGAUCAACUGAAAACUUCCGUAAUAAGUCAUGGUACUUCUACUUUGAAACAAGGUACUAAUAUUCAAAUUGGGUCUUGUACUUCUAGAUGGUAUGAUAAGUUGCAAAUCAUUGUAACUUCAAACUCUGUUGCUGGUGUGGUUUGGGAAUCUACCUCAAUGGAUAGUACUGCCAUUCUUAGAUUUUUAAGUGAUAUUUAUACUGAUCUGAUCUUAAAAUUAGCAAGAAAUAUCAAUGGCUCAGAAUAUACUCUUUUCGAUAAUAACGUUGAAUUCGUACUGAGUAAAAUUGAUAAACCGAAUAAAAUUCAGUUACUCUUCAAAAAAACUCCCGAAUUACAAAAUUUGAUUCAUUUAUCAGAAACAAGAUUAGCAGAUAUCAUUAGUCAACAUGAAUAUAAAACUUUAAAUUUGAAAUUAGAUACCCACAUUGUUAAUAAUAUUGGUAUUUCAAUUGAUUCUUUCUUACAAAUCUGUUUCCAAAUCAGUAACUAUACCUUAUACGGUAAAAUGGCAAACACUUUAGAACCAAUAACCACAAGAAAAUUUAAAGAUUCUCGUACUGAGUUAAUUCCAAUCCAAAAUGAAAAAAUUUUUAAUUUGUGCAAACAAUACAUUACUCGUUCAAAUCGUGAAUCAUUAUGGGAUAUGUUUCUUGAAUGUUGCCGUGAUCAUGGCCAACAGUAUCAUGAUGCAAUGCUUGGUAAAGGCUUUGAACGUCAUUUCACUUCAAUCUUACAUAUUUUGAACAAUCACGAAAUUGUGGAUUAUUUAAACAAAAUUAACAACAAUUUAACUCCUUUGAACUUGAAGAAUAUUAAUGAGAUUUCAUUAUUACUGAAUCCCUUUGUUGAUCGAAUCACCAAACCCGAAUUAUUAAUAAGCAAUUGCGGUAACCCUGCAUUACAUUUAUUUGGUAUCCCACCUGCUAUUGAUCAAGGUUUUGGUAUUGGAUAUAUAAUCCAUAAGGAUAAAGUCCAAAUAACCAUUCUGUCCAAACAUCGUCAAACAGAUCGGUUUUUAGACACCUUCACUCGUAUCACUAACGAUAUUCGAAAUAUAUUCAAGUCAAAGCUGAAUAUUUUCGUUAACUUAUCUACUGACUCUUCUGCUCGUAAAAAUGAAUUACAGAAACUAAGAAGAGAAAGUGAAUGGAAAAAUAUUAAUAAGGAUUUACCUUCAACAAAGCAUCCUAUCGACCUCACCAUCGACAAAACAACUAUACCUUUGGAGUCCAUCAAUAUGUCUCGUACAAGAUCACUGUCUUCUUCGCUGAAUUCAGAUGAUUACGAUGUAUUGGGAGGCUAUGGAUACUUUGACUUUGGUGAAUUAGAUCUCAGAGCAGAUAAUUCCUCUGUACAAUCAUUUACAAAAAGUAAAGGCCAUUCUGAACUAAGCUCCAGAACCAGCUCUUCAAGUGACUUGAUGAAGAUUCAGAACAUUCCUCAAAAUGAUGUUAAACAAAAACUCUCUUUAAGUGAACGGAUUAGAGAUCGAUUAUCUCAUAGCCAAGAUACGCUUUCUCAAUUGAGCUUGAACGACCCUGACGAAAGUUCUGAAGUCUUUCAAAGACCAAAACACCAAGUCGGAAGACAAGUAAAAGUAUCCAAGUUCUAG